This is a messenger RNA of Melanotaenia boesemani (Boeseman's rainbowfish), 3354 nucleotides long. RefSeq names its product collagen alpha-1(XXI) chain. The record is from RefSeq and is a predicted model, not a curated record. Bases 82 to 2838 code for a protein of 918 amino acids. The transcript has 31 exons. NCBI's taxonomy places the organism in Eukaryota, Metazoa, Chordata, Actinopteri, Atheriniformes, Melanotaeniidae.
CUGCAAGCAAAGUGAAGCCCUCACUGAUUCCAGCUGCUGACAGAGGAAGCUGUGAUUUAGACAGGUUGAACCGGAAGAACCAUGCUGCUGUGGUCCAUAUGGAAUUUAAUGCUGCUGACCCUUGUGGAGGCUGCAGAGGACGAUUCUCGAGCAGGGUGCAGCACAGCUGUAAAUGACCUGGUUUAUGUUGUUGAUGGUUCUUGGAGUGUUGGCAUCUCUGACUUUGAAACAGCCAAACAAUGGCUUAUCAACAUCACCAGCCGGUUUGACAUCAGUCCUCUCUAUACACAGGUGGGUGUGGUCCAGUACAGCGACACACCUCGACUGGAGAUACCUCUAGGACAGCACCAUAGCGGAGCAGAGCUAAUACGAGCCAUAAAGAGCAUUACCUACCUGGGAGGAAAUACACAGACUGGGCGGGCCAUCAAGUUUGCUGUAGACCAUGUGUUUGCCUCUUCCCAGCGAGCCAGCCAGGUCAAGAAUCGCAUAGCUGUGGUGGUGACUGAUGGAAAAUCUCAGGAUGAUGUGGUGGACGCUAGCAUGGAGGCACGAGCUCAGGACAUUACAGUGUUUACUGUGGGAGUCGGCAGUGAGAUCAUCACCUCGGAGCUGGUAUCCAUUGCCAACAAACCAUCAUCUACCUAUGUCCUGUAUGCUGAAGACUACACCACCAUGGCGCGCAUCAUAAACUCAAUGGAGCAGAAGCUGUGUGAAGAGUCAGUUUGUCCCACACGGAUCCCAGUGGCAUCUCGUGAUGAGAAAGGCUUUGAGCUGAUGGUGGGAAUGAACAUUCAGAUGAAAGCCAAGAAGAUUGCUGGAUCUUUGGUUUCUGAGACAGCCUUCGCUCUCACUGCCGCCACAGAAAUUACCGAAAAUACCAGAGACAUUUUCCCUGAGGGCCUCCCGCCAUCAUAUGUAUUUGUAGCCACUCUGCGUCUGAAAGGGACCUCGAACAAGAUGAUUUUUGAUCUUUGGAGAGUGUUGUCAAAGGAUAAGGAAAUCCAAGCUGCAGUGACACUAAAUGGAAAAGACAAAAGCGUCAUCUUCACAACCACCAGCAUGAUCAAGAGGGAGCAGAGAGCCAUCUUUAAAACUGGUUUCCAGGCGCUGUAUGAUGGGAAAUGGCAUCAGCUUAAAGUCCUGGUGAGGCCUCAACACAUUACCAGUUUCCUCGAUGAUCAGCUGAUCCAGGAAGGCAUGUUGGAGCCCAUGGAGCCCAUUUACAUCAAUGGGAAGACACAGGUUGCUAAGAAGAGGGGGACAGAUGUCACUGUGCCUGUGGAGAUUCAGAAGCUGCGUCUGUACUGUGACCCUCAUCAGAGUGAGAGAGAAACAGCUUGUGAAAUCUACUCUAUUGAUGAUGAAAGGUGUCCUCUGAACCGAACAGCAGCCAUCGAGGAAGAAGACUGUAUCUGUGCAGUUGGUCCACCAGGGCAGCGUGGCCCACCAGGACGCUUGGGUUUACGAGGGGAGAAAGGGAGAGAAGGACCCCCAGGACCUGAUGGUAAGCCUGGUAAAGAUGGGAAACAUGGUGAUCCUGGCCCUCCUGGAUUAGCAGGGAUGAAGGGAGAAGAAGGCCCAGCAGGAUCAAGAGGAGAGCCUGGUCAUGAAGGUAGUAAGGGAGGCAGAGGGGAGCCGGGCCUACCAGGGCAACCAGGACCAGCAGGAUCCAAGGGACUUCCUGGUGAAAACGGUGUACCUGGACUUCCAGGAGAAGCUGGACCUGUGGGGGAACCAGGACUACCAGGAACCAUCACACUGUUCGGACCACCAGGGCUAAAGGGUUCUCGGGGACCUCCUGGUGAAGCGGGCCUGCAGGGACCUCCGGGUGAGCCUGGUCUGCCUGGGCCACAAGGUCCACCUGGGAUGAAAGGAAUACCGGGAGUCCAGGGGCCCCAAGGUCCACCCGGAGCAGUCGGCCGAGAUGGUCCCAAGGGGAUGAUUGGAGAUCCGGGAGCGGCUGGUUCUCAUGGUCCACCAGGCGAGAAGGGUUCAGUGGGGGAUGCAGGCUUCCCAGGGCUGCCAGGUGCCACAGGCUUGCCAGGACUCAAAGGUCAUAAGGGGGAAAGAGGGGAGACCGGCGCUGAAGGAGACCAGGGGGAGCGAGGGAGAGAUGGAGAUCCAGGGAUUCCUGGCAUACCCGGCGAAGUAGGACCCGGGGGAAGGAAAGGAGAGAAAGGAGUGACAGGUGAAAUAGGCCCCAGGGGCUUUGAAGGAAAGAAGGGAGAUAUGGGCCAUAUGGGUGCUAUUGGUCCCAGAGGAUUUCCUGGUCAGGAUGGGUUGCCAGGCCAACCAGGCCAGCCAGGAUAUCCUGGGAAACCUGGCAAACCUCCCUCAGAUGAACAUCUUCUCAAGCUCUGCUCCGAUGUGCUGCGAAACCAACUCCCAGCACUGCUCCAGACCCUCACUGCCCCAUCGAGGUGUGAACCCUGCCAAAGCAUAAAAGGACCCCCUGGUGAGCCAGGAGCACCAGGUCCUAAAGGCUCCAUUGGAACUCCAGGCUACCCUGGCAGAAGUGGUGCUCCAGGUUACCCAGGACCUCCUGGAAUGCAGGGUCCUGCAGGCCUCAAAGGUGACAUGGGACCGAGAGGCCCCAAAGGCAUCAAAGGAGACAGUUACUAUGGACCUCCGGGACAACCUGGACAGCCAGGGAUCCGGGGUCCUCGUGGCUUUGAUGGAAUCGGUCAACCUGGCAGUCAGGGAAUUCCUGGAAAACCAGGUCCACCUGGGGAUCCUGGUAAAUGGGGCAGCCCUGGUCUUCCAGGAGUUUGCGAUGUCUCCAUGUGUUAUCAAACCUACGACCUCAGGGAGCAUUACAGCAAAGGACCAGACGUUUGACCACAUCGGAGAGGGAGGAUGGUUCAGACUUUACACACCCAAGUGUUUGGAGGCAGCAUUUACCUUACGCUGUCCACUCUUACAAAACAGAGUGUGGAGACUUCCGCACUGAAGGCGAAGGUUAAACGGAGUUCAACAGAAGAGCUAUGACCCAGGAAUCAUGGGAUUCAUGAUUGAAGAUGGUUGUAAUCCUUUUGAGUCACAUGAUCACCAAAAUUACUGUAACUUAUUUAAUGUUUUCUAUGAUCCUGAAUAACACUGAUAAUAGCUACCUCCUUCUUUAUCCCAGUUAUGUUUCAGCUCAAAAGAAAUGGCCAGGUAUAAAUCUCCUCAACAUAAACCUUAAAUUAUAAAUAAAUACAUUGAAGUGAACUGAUGCUUUACAAUGCAAACUAGCGUUAUUCUCCUAACCGGCAAUCCUCAGGCAGUAUGAUUUAAUACAUUAUUUACUCUAAAAUGCAUCGAGCAGAAGUGGGCUGUUAUCCUGAAAUAGAAGCAUUAAUUCACCUCACCUUU